This is a messenger RNA of Penicillium coprophilum, 1875 nucleotides long. RefSeq lists its product as uncharacterized. The coding region runs from base 1 to 1875 and encodes 624 amino acids. Lineage: Eukaryota; Fungi; Ascomycota; Eurotiomycetes; Eurotiales; Aspergillaceae. The record is from RefSeq and is a predicted model, not a curated record. Gene Ontology annotation, cellular component: nucleus. The transcript has 2 exons.
AUGGCAAGGCUCAACACAGCCAAUCCGCUGGUCAAGAACACUCCUCGGAAAGAGACUGGCGCACAUACCCUAGGUAUAACCCAUAAAAGUCCUCUGUCUAAAGAGCCAUGUUUCAAUUUCAGGAACACAGCCAAGCAAAACAUGCCCAUCAAGCCACAAAGCCAGUCGCAACGGCAAGGAAAUGGCUCAAGUGGAUCAUUCCAUAUAUUCCCCGAUAGCGAUUCGACAUCGGAGGGUGAAUUUGGACAGCAGAAGUCCACUGGGAAGCAGCAAAAGCAAAGAACUUUGGGACUCGCACGUGUGAAUUCGUUACUUCUACCAGCAAAGCGGAGACCCCGACCAGCCAUUCAAAGGGAGACUGAAGAUUACGAUAAGGAGAACGACGUGCCAGAAUACCCCACAGAUGGAUAUCGAACUCCUGAUUUGACACCAACAAGAGCAAGUGCCUUACAGGCUCCUACAAGAAGUAGGAUGGAUUAUAUGGCGGCGGCACAGCCAGUGAUCAACCGACAAGAAGAGCAAGAGGAGCCAGAAAUCAGCUCCGAAGAAGGAGAUAGCUCCGACUCACUAGACGGCUUCAUUGUCAGUGACAAUGACGAACCUAGCUUCUUCGAGACAUCGGAUUCCGAGACAGCCAACACAGACGGCGAACCUAGCCCGGCUCCGUCGCCUGUCACAUCACCAACCAGGUCUCCAAGAAAAAGACUCUUACGCGGAAGAAGACCAGUAUCACAACCGGCAUCAAACACUACUGCAGAAGAGGAGCCACCAAAGGAAGCGACGAGGUUGGCGGUAGAGCCGGGCCGAAUUGAGAAAUCAAUGACAACCGUCCCAACACCUGAAGACUGCACACUCAAUCUUGCAACCAGCUCUAAUACUACAUCCCCCGUCAAUAGGGCAGAAACACCCAGACCACAGGGUAAUUCAAGCUGUUCUCCACAUUUCAGCCUCCACAACUCCAAUGACCUCAUCCGACACCUCGAGGAUCUUGAUCUCGAUAGCGAGAAUGAGUAUACCCCGCAAAACCACCCAGAACAGUUCAACUCAGAACCAGAGGAUGAACGGCCACCAAAACUUCACCCAAGCCACACAAAACAAUCACCACUGACUCCAUCCACUGAUAGCUCGCCAGGGAAGGGCAUUCCCACCACCAUCAGGGCCCAGAAAAAGGCCGAGGCGGCGCGGAAGCGCGAGAUUCGAGCCCAAGUGGCCGAGUUCAACGAAAAGAAACUUGGCUUUGCCGAAGAGUUCCUUCGACACCUUGACAAUGCAUUCAACAGCCAGAUCUCUAGCAUGACUAAGGAAACCGGCGGCAUCAAAAUCAUAUGGACAAAGAAUUUUAGAAACACUGCCGGGCGGGCAACCGUACGUUCGGAAAGGUUUCUAAAAGGAGUAGCAAAUCUGGAAGAACCCGGAAAACGGCGUUACUAUGCCACCAUCGAGCUCUCCGAGAAAGUCCUGGACAGCGAGGAUAAGAUCCUCUGCACUUUGACACAUGAGUAUUGUCACCUCCUCGAUAUUUUGGUCACCGAAAACAGGGCCAAAGGUACAGCACAGCACGGUGCCAGCUUCAAGCAAUGGGGCGACCGGUGUGUCCGCGCACUGGAAGGCCACCCUACUUACGGGGGCCGGGUCAAGGUUACGACUAAACAUAGCUAUGAGAUCAACCACAAAUAUGUCUGGGCAUGCAAAGCCGAGGGCUGUGAUUUCAAGGUCGGGCGACACUCGAAGAGUGUUGACCCAAAGCGUCAGUUCUGCGGCCGUUGCAGAGGCUGUCUCGAGCAAAUUAAGCCAGUGCCGAGGGUUGUAGCGCCGAGGGGGCCUGUUGCAAAGGCGAUGGUCGACAAGAGAGAGAUUGUGGUCAUUGAUCCUUGA